Penicillium olsonii is the source of this 1140-nucleotide messenger RNA. The record is from the annotation of a GenBank genome assembly. Lineage: Eukaryota; Fungi; Ascomycota; Eurotiomycetes; Eurotiales; Aspergillaceae.
AUGUCGAUCUGUCUGAUUCUGGCAUCACUGAUAGGCCCCAUUAUCGGGGGCGCUUUUGCACAGAACGGCGCAUGGCGGUGGACCUUCUUCGUCAAUGCGCCAAUAUGCGCUAUUGCGAUAGUCAUCAUUCUUGUCGCGAUGCCGAUCAACUUCGGUCUUGACCAACACACACCGUCGUUCAGAACACGAGCAUCUUAUCGCUCCUUUGCGAAUCUCGACAUCGUGGGGUCUUUCCUGAUGAUGGCCAGCUCCUUCUUGCUAGUUGCUGUCUUUAACGAAACCAAUCUCGCCUUUUCUUGGUCAUCGAGGAAUGCAAUUGCGCUGCUAGUCCUGAUGGGAGUCUCGUGGAUCGCAUUCUUUGCCUGGGAGUGGUACAUCUCAGGGAUUCCAGGGAAAGACCCGAUAUUUCCCAAACGAUGGCUAUUUGAUCGGCCUUGGAUGGGAAUUCUCAUCUCUUCUUUUGUCAUUGGUGCACCUUUCAACGUUGUUUUGGUCUAUGUCCCGCAACAGGCAGAAUUGCUGCUUGGGAAGUCGCCGUUCGAUGCCGGUAUUUAUUUGAUUGGAUAUUCUGCAGUAGCCAUGGUUGCUGCAGGUCUGAUCAAUAUCGCCAGCUCCCGAUGGCGUAUUCCGUUCAUCUAUACUCUGCUGGCUGGCUGUAUCAUCCACACCGUCGGCGUCGGACUUCUCUCGACGAUUGCCUCUUCAAAGGGAUUCCACGCUACCGAUAUUGUAUACGAGGUCAUCGCAGGAGCAGGAAUGGGGCUAACUCUAGGUAUCCUCGUGCUAUCGACCCCAUAUAUCGUUGAGGACCGAGAUUUGGCAAUUGGAACCGGUGCUGUUGUUCAGUUCCGGUUCCUCGGUGGAGCUAUCGGUCUUGCCAUUGCAUCCAACAUCCAGAAUGGUCAACUGGUCCGGUCUUUGGGGGGUGUUCUCUCCUCUCAUAGGCUGCAUUUAUUCCUUGAGAAUGUCAAACUAACCCACGACUUAUCUCCCCAUUUGCGGGAGCAUAUAAGAGAUGUGUUCGCUAGCAGCUACACGACACAGCUGAGAGUCAUGAUUGGUUUCGCGGCUGCCCAGCUGCCUGCAACCCUGCUUCUGCUGAAGUCCGGUCGGCAACUUGCAGCCAAAAGACAACAAUGA